Archocentrus centrarchus (flier cichlid) is the source of this 3074-nucleotide messenger RNA. RefSeq names its product DBF4-CDC7 kinase regulatory subunit (gene dbf4). Bases 227 to 2065 code for a protein of 612 amino acids. The transcript is spliced from 13 exons. The record is from RefSeq and is a predicted model, not a curated record. Gene Ontology annotation, cellular component: Dbf4-dependent protein kinase complex. NCBI's taxonomy places the organism in Eukaryota, Metazoa, Chordata, Actinopteri, Cichliformes, Cichlidae. Gene Ontology annotation, molecular function: nucleic acid binding; zinc ion binding; protein serine/threonine kinase activator activity. Gene Ontology annotation, biological process: regulation of cell cycle phase transition; positive regulation of nuclear cell cycle DNA replication.
GAGUCUCCACCACCGCAAUUAAAGCGGGAAAGAGACGUUAUAGAACCGGCGAUGUUAAAGUUUAAUAUUUCUACCUGAGGAGCUGUAAAUCCCUAUUUCCGUGAAUAAUUUGUUGGAACAAAUAUGCGGACACGAGUUUGGGGGAGUUUGUCGACAUUAGCUGGCGUAAACAUGUGAGCAAAGAGGCUAAUCGGCGAAGCCGUGUGCCCGCUGGGGGAACGAGGUUAUGAACGGGACUGAUGAGGACUUUGUGGGGUAUGUUGACUCAAGACGGGAGAAGAAGAAAAACAACCUUUUCUCUAUUAAAGAGAAUAAAAUGAAGCCAAAACGCACUCAGAAGCAUCCGGGAUCCAACAGGGAAGGAAAAGGUGGCCAUACUGGUGAAAAGGUGACACUGAGCCAAGCAAAGCGGACAUCACUUCCUGCACAAGUCAAGCCAUUUGCUGGAAAAGUGUUUUACCUGGACCUGCCAUCAAACAGAGUAGCAGAAACAUUGGAGAGUGACAUCAAACAACUGGGAGGGACUGUGGAGAAGUUCUUCAGUAAGGACAUUAAGUAUCUGGUAUCCAACAAGCGGGAGGCUAGGUAUGUGAAGUGCCUCAGACAGGACUCUCCUGUCCCUAGCCCAGACUCUGGACCAAGUUCACCGUGUCCUCGCUCAAACCCCCAGUGCCCUGGGAGCCAUGGCGACAUCAAGAGCAGGUCUCAAGGACAAACAGACACAUUUGUCACAAGCCGAGGGAAGUCUCUGGUGGAGAGAGUAGUGAAAGAGCAGGAGAGGGCUCAAAUGAACAAGAUCCUGUCAAAUGCCCUGGAGUGGGGUAUAAAAAUCCUAUAUGUAGAUGAUUUAAUAGCAUAUGUUCAUAAGAAAAAAAAGCUCAUCAGCAACACAGUUCCUGCAGCCACUGCCAUCAACGUGGGUGACAAAGCUGCUUCUGCAACAAAACAAAGCCUGGGGAAAUGCAAAGGUGGGCGGAUUAGUAAACCUUUCAUCAAGGUUGAGGAUUCAAGUAGGCACUACCGUCCAGUCUACCUCACAAUGCCAAAUAUGCCGGAGUUCAACCUGAAAACCAGUGCUCCCUGUAGUCCUUUCUGUCCUGAGGAUAAGGAUCCCCCUGUAAAUAAACAGCUGGGACACAGAGGUGUGAAAGCCUCGGGCAGUGAGGAGAGAGCUCACGGACGAAAGAAGAACAGAGACAAGAAACGAGGCGGUUACUGCGAGUGCUGUACAGUCAAAUAUAACCAGCUAACAGUGCAUCUGCAGAGUGGAUGUCACCAAGCUUUCUCUAAGAGUGAUGAGUACUUGGCGGUGGACAGAUUGGUUUCAACCCUGACCCACAACUUCAUGCACAUUAAAACUUCUAAACUCAAAAGACCAAAGUGCAGUGUUUCCUCUGUUCUGAUUGCUCCCGGACCAUGUGGAGAACCUGAACUAAGGCACAAGGGAAAUCCUUCAGAGACUGUUCAAGAAGAGGAGCCGUGGACUGUUGAUGUGAACAAGGAAUUAAAUUCCAGACAGGAUCUAAAAAUCAGAUCAGCACCUGUCUCUGCUGAGUUGAUUCACAAAGAGGGCGACCAGAGGAACUGUUACACUUACUCAGGCAGAUCUAGACACAAAUCGCUUGCACGUAAACGGCCGUGCAGACAGAAUUCAUUGACUUCUUGCACACAAAAAGCUAAUCAGGCUCGAAAUCCUCAGUUCGAGUCAGAAGAAGCCCCCUCUAGAAGUGAAUUUCUUCCCUCUUUGCCCACCAGAGAUUCUCAGGAUGACCCGGUGAAACAGAUACUUCACGAUAAUAUGAACACACAGACUGAAUUAUCCUCAAAAAGCCUCAGUGUUAAGACAAAUGAACAAGAGUCUGAUAAGAAAAUGACUGAAAGCUUCUCUCCAGUGCAGAAAAUUCAGAGGAAGAUAAAAGUCUACAAGCACAAAAGACGGAAAGUGGACCCAAAUGUUGAACAUGUAGAGCCUUGUGACGUUCCUGACAACUCUUUAUUGAAGCUCUGGAAGCUUUUUCAGUCCAGCGACGACAUGGAUGUGGAGUUUCAUGGAUUUGAGGACUAGAAGCUAAAGGGAUUCGCUCAAAUUUGUGUGCCUUGGACUAUGGAGGCUGUGGGAUUUCAAAUGUUAAUAGAAGGUGGUGGGAUGUACUGUGGCUUUUGUAUUUGAUCACAAAUGCACCAGUUCUCCCCCUUAACUCAGAUGAAAGGCUGUGAUUUUAACAUUUUGUUUACAGAGUAGAAUAUAAACUUAGAGUGGACCUACUAUUAUUACUCCUAACCAUAUAAUUCUCAUUGGCUGCCCCCUGUAAACAGAAGGUUUAAAUAGCAGGUGGGUGGGGCUUCUGUGCCUGACGUGCCCGUAUUAGAGGUAGCGUCUCUAUUUGACAUCAUACAGAGCUAAGAGUAGAAAAAAAUGCCCGAACAGUGAUGUCAUUGUUUGGCAUUUUGGCUAUGUUAAAAAUGAGCAUCCACCACACACAAAAUAAGGGGCAAUAAUAGGUCCUCUCUAAGAAGACAAAUAUUGCAUGCCAGUGUUUUGUGUACUUGAACACUGGCUGUAAAAUGUGCAGCUUUUGAUAUUGUGCACAUUAUCUUGUUUGAUUCUGAAUUCAUAACUUGGUACUGAAGUGUACUUGAAAUUGAACAUAUUUAGUCAAAACCAUAACAGAGUAAUCUACCGAGUACAUAAAAUGUGUCAGCUUGAAGACCCUUUUUAUUUAGUCUACAUCUCACUCAACUUGAGGACUACAUGUUAUAAUGCAGCUCUUCUGCUUCUCCUUUAUGGGCAUACGUUUAAUAAAGGAAAUAACUCUUGACAUGGUCGUCUUAUGUAAUAGUAUAUUUCUGAAUACAUUCUUGUAUUUUGACACAGAUAGGGACAGUAAUGUCAGGAUUGCUAUCUUUUUUUUGCCACUUGAAAAAUCUAUAAAAUAUCAGUGCAUGAGUUAUUGUUUUACAUUGUACAGUCUUUUUCCACUAAGACUGAAUGUAGAGUUAAAAGAGCAGCUUAUAGAUAAAAGGCAGCUUCAGUUGUGAAAAUUUUUAAUCUUCUCAGACAUGUGGAUGUGAAU